Messenger RNA from Strongyloides ratti, 2274 nucleotides. Its product is annotated as BEACH domain and WD40 repeat and WD40/YVTN repeat-like-containing domain and WD40-repeat-containing domain-containing protein. The record is from RefSeq and is a predicted model, not a curated record. Gene Ontology annotation, cellular component: cytosol; membrane. NCBI's taxonomy places the organism in Eukaryota, Metazoa, Nematoda, Chromadorea, Rhabditida, Strongyloididae. Gene Ontology annotation, biological process: intracellular protein localization. Gene Ontology annotation, molecular function: protein kinase binding. Bases 1 to 2274 code for a protein of 757 amino acids. The transcript has a single exon.
AUGCUUCAAUAUACAGCAUUGGAACUUUUUAUUGCUUCUAGAACGGCAAUAAUGUUUUCAUUUGAUAAUUAUGAUACUGUAAAAUUAGUUGUAGAACAUCUACCAUCAGUUGGAGUUGGAGUAAAAUAUGGUUUACCACAAAAAAGAAAAACUUCUCUUAUGAAACCAAAACAACUUUUUAAAUUUUCUGAUAUGCCGACAAAAUGGCAACGUCGUGAAGUUUCUAACUUUGAUUAUUUAAUGUUUUUAAAUACAAUUUCUGGUCGUACAUAUAAUGAUCUUAAUCAGUAUCCUGUUUUUCCAUGGAUUUUAUCAAAUUACUCUAGUGAAACACUAGAUUUAAAAGAACCAAGUAAUUUUAGAGAUCUUACAAAACCAAUUGGAGCUUUAUCUGAAGCUAGGAAAAAAUUUUAUAAAGAUAGAUUUGAUUCAUGGGUUGAUGAAACGAUUCCACCAUUUCAUUAUGGAACUCAUUAUUCAACUGAAGCUUUUGUAUUAAAUUGGAUGUUUAGACAAGAACCUUAUACUUCGAUUUUCUUAGAUUUACAAUCAGGAAAGUUUGAUCAUUCAGAUCGUUUAUUCCAUUCAAUUGCUCAAGCAUGGGAAAAUUGUCAAAAGAAUCCUCAAGAUGUAAAAGAAUUGAUUCCUGAACUAUUUUAUUUACCAGAAAUAUUGAAAAAUACAAACAAAUAUGAUCUUGGAAUCAGAGAAAAUGGUCAAAUUGUAAAUGAUGUUCAAUUACCUCCAUGGGCAGAAGGUUCACCUGAAAAAUUUAUCCAAAUUCAUAGGCAAGCUUUAGAAUCAGAUUUAGUUUCAUGCCAAUUAAAUCAAUGGAUUGAUUUAAUUUUUGGUUAUAAACAAAGAGGACCAGAAGCCAUUAGAGCAACAAAUGUCUUUUAUUAUUUGUCUUAUGAAGGUAGUGUUAAUAAAUCAGCUAUUGAAGAUCCUAUAACAAGAGAAGGUAUUGAAAAACAAAUAUUAUCAUUUGGACAAACUCCUGUACAAUUAUUAAUAGAACCACAUCCAGUUAGACAAUCACUUUUGUCAAUAUCACCAUUCUCUUUUCAACCAGUCACCGAUGAUUUAUGCAUGUUAAUGAAAUUUAUAUCUAACUCACCAGUCGUUCAUUUAUCUGCUAAUACACAUUUACUUCUUGGAAAUCCUACUGUUAUAUCAAUAGCUCAAAAUUUAGUAUUUUCAUUAAAUAAAUGGAAUAACAACUAUAUUAAUUUUCAUCAAACUUCUCCUAAUUCACAAUUUCCAAUAUCAAAUGAUGAUAAAGAUAGAUCAGGAAUUAUUAACAAUCCUCCAGCUUCUGAAUUACCACUUACAGUUGAUCCAUUAUUAGCAAUUGGAAACCCUUCAACAAUUUUACCAAAAAGACAUUUAGGAGAUUCAUUUGAUCAAAGAUUUCCAAUCACAUCUUCAAAUUUUGUAACAUCACUUGAUUCAAAAAUAAUUAUUGCUUGUGGUUAUCCAGAUUAUUCUUUUAGGGUAAUUGAUUCAGAAAAUGCUACUAUAAAACAAGUUGUCUAUGGGCAUGGUGAUGUUGUUACAUGUUUAGGAAGAUCAGAGCAAAUACCAAAUAUGGACUUUUAUGUUGUCUCUGGAUCAAUAGAUUGUACAGUUGUAUUAUGGCAUUUUAAUACUGUAACAAAUUUUAUAGCAGGUGAAUAUAAUAUUUGUGGAGAACCUGCUGCACCAAGAGCUAUUUUAACAGGACAUGAUUCAAGAAUCACAGCAUUGGCAGUCUCUGCAGAAAAUGGUAUAGUAGUUAGUGGUAGUAUUGAUGGUACUGUUCUUAUGCAUACAGUUUCUGGAGAUUUGAUAAGAAGGAUUCAAAGUCAAGAUCUUCAACGUGUUUUAGAUCCAUUGAAAUAUAAUGAUUAUCCUGGUGUAACACAUAUAAUGAUGAAUAGAGAUUGUAUUAUUACGGUAAUAUAUAAUCACGAAAUUGUUUCAACAUUUACAUCAACAGGUUAUCAAUUAAAUGUACCUUUACACAAAUCAACAGAAAAAAUUUUUUCAGCAGUCUUAUCAAGAGAUGGUGAAUAUUUAAUAAUUGGUACAGAAAAUGGACGUAUUAGUGUUUUAAGAUUAUUUCCAUUACAAAUAGUCUAUACUUUCCAACAAACAGAUAGUCCUAUUAGAAGUUUAUCUUUACCUACAAAUCAACGUUUCAUUUUGGCAGGUCUUGAUUCUGGAGCUAUUGUUGUUUUUAAUGUAGAUUUUAAUAGAUGGCAUUAUGAAUACAAACAAAGAAAUUCUCAAUAA